Messenger RNA from Cyprinus carpio (common carp), 1707 nucleotides. RefSeq names its product transcription elongation factor A protein 2-like. The record is from RefSeq and is a predicted model, not a curated record. Gene Ontology annotation, cellular component: nucleus. Gene Ontology annotation, molecular function: nucleic acid binding; zinc ion binding. Lineage: Eukaryota; Metazoa; Chordata; Actinopteri; Cypriniformes; Cyprinidae. Gene Ontology annotation, biological process: DNA-templated transcription; transcription elongation by RNA polymerase II.
ACCAAACUCUGUCCUGCAGAGUUUAGCUCUAACUUGCCUCAACACACCUGCCUGGAAGCUUCUAUUAUUAUACCCAGUAAGACCUCGAUUAGCUGGUUCAGGUGUGUUUAAUUAGGGGAGCUACACUCUGCAGAUCCCUGAUAUAAACGUUUCUUUAAAGCCAUAUGCAGUCACAUAUUUCUGUUUAUUAUUCUAACAAAUGUGUUUAAUGUAAUUUCACCUGCCAGUUUGUUGCAGCCAUAACACAUCUAAAACAUUAGCAAUUCUGAUAUUGACAAAACUGCCAUACAAUAAGCUCUUAAACAUUUCGAAUACAUAAUUAAUUUGUGACAUUUGCUACCACUAUUAAAGUAACUCACUCCAAUACUGUCAGCUCACUAGCGAUGAAUCAUGUCUGAAAAAGACGCGGUGCUCGGACUCGGUGAGUAAGUUCACUCGAUGACUGCUGUUACCGAUUCAGUCUGAUUUGUGAACGAAUCGUUCACGCCGAUUGAAUGAACAGGCUCAUUUGAUUCCUUGAAAAGAUUCGAUUGAAAAGAACGACUCGCUCGCGAUUCGAACGUCGCUAUACAACAUUCUAGAGCGGAGAGAAAGGCAGCGGAUUCCUUUCAUACUGCUACUAACACAGUCACACACAGACAGAGACGGGCGCAUUUUUCCACAUAAAUGGAGGCAAGGCCAUCGGGCGCCAUCAAACAGCCCUAAACCUGUAAACAUGGUGAAGGACCAAGAAGUGGAGCGCAUCGCAAAGAAGCUGGACAAAAUGGUGCAUAAGAAAAACACUGAUGGUGCCAUUGACCUGCUUCGGGAGCUGAAGAACAUGAAGAUGUCUUUGGAGACCCUACAGUCCACGCGGAUCGGGAUGUCUGUGAAUGCAGUGCGGAAGCAGAGCUCGGAUGAGGAGGUGCAGACACUGGCCAAAUCUCUCAUCAAGACCUGGAAGAAACUGCUGGAUGGAUCUGAGGGUAAAUCGGAGGAGAAGAAAAAAGGAGUAUCUCCCCUCCAGUCCUCAUCUUCUAAAGACUAUCCUGGAUCCAGCGACACCAGUAACAAGCCGGAGACGCCAAAAACUCCCACCACCCCCGUCACCCCCAAAUUCACCACCUUCCCACCCGCACCUGUCACGACGGACAGCGUGCGCACUAAAUCCAGAGAGCUGCUGGUGGCGGCCCUGCAGACUGAUGGUGAUUACCAGACAAUCGGUGUAGACUGUGAACACCUGGCAGCACAGAUUGAAGAUUGUAUCUACCAGGAGUUCAAGUCUACUGACAUAAAGUACAAAACCAGACUGAGGAGUCGCAUCUCCAACCUCAAGGACCAGAAAAACCCAGACUUACGCCGGAACGUCCUGUGUGGCAACAUCUCUCCAGACCGCAUCGCCAGCAUGACCGCAGAGGAGAUGGCAAGCGCAGAGCUGAAAGAGAUCAGGAAAGCGCUGAUCAAGGAGUCCAUUCGAGAGCAUCAGCUCUCCAAAGUGGGCGGCACAGAGACUGACAUGUUCAUCUGUGGAAAAUGCAAGGGCAAGAACUGCACUUACACUCAGGUCCAGACACGCAGCGCAGAUGAACCCAUGACCACCUUCGUGCUGUGCAACGAGUGUGGAAACCGGUGGAAGUUUUGUUAAAGACUAAAGUGAGCAGGAUUCUUCAUAUGAAGAGAUGACCUGAAUUCAUAGUGUAAGGAAAUGUUUUUUUUAUUUUGUCUUUU